UCUUUCAAAUGCAUGUAAUUUCGAGGCUCAAAUCUAAAUGCUCUGUAGCUCCUUUAGAACUCUUAGAAUUUAGAGCAUGUCUCUGUUUUAGUUCAGCAAACACCUUUCCCGCCAUUUCCACACCAACCACCAAAGACCCAACUGUCCACCCAAAUCCAGAAACACUCUCUCAACUCCUGAACCAACGCCCACUUCUUUCUCAACUCAAGCAAAUACACGCCCAAGUACUCACACACCCAUUCUCACAUGUUUCCCUGACAGAUUCUCUUAUCCACUGUUACCUCAGCACCAACAAUCUCACCACUGCAAGAGCCUUGUUCGAUAGAUAUCCUUUGCCUUCACCACCCACUCUACUAUGGAAUCUGAUGAUCAGAGCUUGCUCCAAACUUCACAAUUCAGCAGAAUCCACCAAUCUAUUCCAUCUGAUGAUCAGUUUAAACCAUCCUAUCCGGGUUGUCCCCGACAAGUACACAUUCACUUUUCUAAUCACUUCAUGUUCCCACCAAUUGUCCAAAGUACAUGGCCAAAUUGUUCAUGGGAUGGUGACAAGAAAUGGGUAUCGAUCCAAUUUAUACGUGGCAAAUUCAUUUGUAAAUAUGUAUUGUGUAUUCAGGGAAAUGGAUGAUGCCCACAAAGUUUUCAAUGAAAUGUCUGAACGAGACGUGUUCUCAUGGACUAGUCUGAUAUGUGGGUAUGCCAAAAAUGGGGAGAUGGGCAGAGCGUGUGAAAUAUUUGGGGAAAUGCCGCUGCGUAACGAGGUUUCUUGGGCUGUUAUGAUUUCAGGUUUUGUAGCAGAUGGAAGGUAUAUUGAGGCUCUUAAAUAUUUCCAUGAAAUGUUAUGUGAUGACCAUAAGGUAAAGCCUAAUGAGGCCGUUAUUGUUUGUGCUUUAUCUGCUUGUGCUCAUCUAGGGGCUUCGGACCAAGGGAACUGGAUUCAUGCUUGGAUAGAUAAGAACGGAAUUUUGCAAAGUUCAAACAUCUCUACCGCUCUUAUUGAUAUGCAUGCAAAAUGUGGCAGGAUAGACAGUGCAAGUCGAAUUUUUACUAAGAUUUCUGAACCAGAUGUUCUCAAUUUUACGAGCAUAAUUUCGGGAUUAUCAAUUCACGGGCUUGGUAAGGAUGCUUUGUGUGUGUUCAAUCAGAUGUUAGCUGCAAAUGUUAAGCCAAAUGAGGUUACUAUUUUAGGGGUUCUAAAUGGAUGCAGCCAUUCAGGUUUAGUAGAGGAGGGUUCUUCAAUCUUCUGCAAUAUGGAGAGCUUGUGGGAGAUUGUGCCCAAGAUUGAGCACUAUGGCUGUUAUAUUGAUUUACUUGGUCGUGCUGGCUACUUGGAAAGGGCAUUCAAAGUUGUUAAAUGCAUGCCUAUUGAACCCGAUAUUGUUAUAUGGAGAGCUUUACUUAGUGCUUGCAGAAUUCAUCGCGAUGCUGAUCUUGGAGAGCGGAUCAUAGUUCAUAUUGAGCAAAUGGGUGGAAGGGGUCAUAUUGGAGGUGAGGUCCUACUUUCAAACUUACAUGCUUCUCUAGGAAAAUGGGACAGAGUUGCUCAGGUGAGGAAGCUAAUGGGUGAGAGAAAGAAUGAAUCUACCCCUGGAUGUAGUUGGAUUGAGGUUAAUGGUGUUGUUCAUGAGUUUCGAGUUGCUGAUCGGUUGCACACGCAGAUUGUAGAGAUCCGAUAUAAGUUGAAUGAGAUUUUGAAAAGGGCUAGCCUGGGAGGCUAUGUUGUUACUACCAUGCAGGUUUCAUUUGAUUUGAGUGAGGAAGAGAAAGAACAAGCAGUGGCUUGGCAUAGUGAGAAACUAGCUAUUGCUUUUGGAUUGAUGAGUACUGAGCCUGGGACAUCCAUUCGAAUAGUUAAAAAUUUAAGAACUUGUGAGGAUUGUCAUUCAGCUCUGAAGGCCGUUUCCAAGGUUUAUGGUAGAGUAAUCAUUGUUAGAGAUCGUUCUCGUUUCCACACUUUCAAAGAGGGAAGCUGUUCGUGCAAUGAUUUUUGGUAGUUAUCAAGUUUCAUAGUUCUGAUCUCAGAAGUGCCAGUUUGAUGAAGAUUUGAUCAAUCAAGAUCAUUCCAUUUUCCAUGGAUCAACUUUAUCAAGAGAAGACAUUGCUGAUCUGCACUUAAAAAUUUGAGCUUUGGCACUGCUUAAAAAAGAGGAAACUUAUGUGUGGCCAAAUAGAGAACACUUGUUGCAUUCACCCACUUGUCUAUCUGAUAUAGUGCCGUAAGUAAAGGAAGGUUCAAACUGUGAGAAGACAUAUGAUUCAGGAAGCUCCAUGAGCUAAAGGAAUACCUUGAGUCCAAAAUUUAGUGCUGUCACUAAGUUGAGCUUCAAUGGAAUUACUCGUUUUUGCCGAGACCCAAGAUGCUGUAGGAUCUCAUCAAUGGUCGCCAUCGCUGGCCACACACUACCUUGAAAGAGAAGCCUGGAGUGUCUAGACAAGCUUGUAUUACUCAAAGGAGAGACUGUAGCAGUGGUUCUGUCCCUUGGAUGUAAGAUGGCGAGUGAUCUAUGGGGCUUAUGAACAUUAUCAUUCCAAGGGCCAUUUUCAGAGUCUCUGAUAGAAGAACUAUCAUGAAUGUUCAUAUUGCCUCCCCCUCUUUUGAGGCAGGAAUCCGUCCAAGCAGUGAUUGCUGUUGGUUAUCGGUUCUUUCAUAUUCUUAUGGGAGAAAUGCCAGUUGAAUGAAGCUACAAUCAAUUGAAAUAAUCCCUCAGGGUUGGGAUGGACCACCUUCAGAGAAGAGUCUGGGACAUGUAGUUUUAUUACUCUGAGGAGAGAUUGUUUCCAUGACUCAAAUUUGUAACACUCAAAUAACAAUGGAGCAACUUUACUGAUGUGUCAAGUCCCCUAUUUUGAUCUCAAGCUAAAUUUUUGCAAUUGU
Molecule: messenger RNA, 2872 nt
Organism: Ilex paraguariensis (yerba mate)
Lineage: Eukaryota; Viridiplantae; Streptophyta; Magnoliopsida; Aquifoliales; Aquifoliaceae
Source: the annotation of a GenBank genome assembly